Molecule: messenger RNA, 1718 nt
Organism: Python bivittatus (Burmese python)
Lineage: Eukaryota; Metazoa; Chordata; Lepidosauria; Squamata; Pythonidae
Source: RefSeq, a predicted model, not a curated record
AGCAAACGGAGAAAGCAGCAGAUUCCAGUCAGAUGCAAGAGACAUUAUUAUGCAGGUUCAAACCCACCUGGAAAAUCCAAUGAGGUAUCACAUUCAGCAAAUUCCACAGAAUCAAGUGAAGCAGCUCCUGACAUUGGAUGCCAAGUUGUCUAGCCAACCUCUAUCACUGCCUCAUUCCCAUUCAAUAACUUCUUCAGGAUCUACACCUAUAUUAAACAGCGGUCAUAUGCCUCCUACUAGUAAUAUCAGCAUUCCUGAAAGUCCAGUAACCAAGAUACUAACUCUUGGAGGAGAACAUGAAAAUGGGAUGGAAGAAGUUAUUGAUGAUAUAAUCAACAUGGAAUCAAAUUUUGAUGAUAAAGGGAUAAGUCGCUCUGAAACACCACUGCUCAUGCCAAGAGUGCCUUCAAGUAGCAUUCUGGAUAUGUACAACAGUGACCAAGGAAUGACAGCUGCUAAUAUGGGUCUUACCAAUACUUCCUGUCCUUCUAAUUUGCCUGUUAAAAGGGAAAUCACAGUUUUGCUUUCUGUCACAGAUACACGAGCAAUGGCAAAAGAGAGACAAAAAAAGGACAACCAUAAUCUCAUUGAAAGAAGAAGGAGGUAUAACAUUAAUUACCGUAUCAAGGAGCUUGGCACACUUAUUCCAAAGUCUAAUGAUCCUGAUAUGCGUUGGAACAAAGGAACUAUUUUAAAGGCAUCAGUGGAGUAUAUCAAGUGGUUACAGAAAGAACAACAGAGAGCGCAGGAAUUAGAACAGAGACAGAAGAAAUUAGAACAGGCUAAUAGACGACUGUUGCUUCGAAUUCAGGAACUAGAAAUACAAGCACAUGCCCAUGGACUACCAAUCAUGUCUUCAAUAAGAGUGGUUGACUUAGCAUCCCGUGUCAUGAGGCAACAGGCAUAUCCAGAAGAUAAUUCAGUAGACUAUAUUCAACAUCUCACUGUGGCCCACGAGCAACAUGCUGAUCUAGGUGACCCAGCUGCAGCCUUUUCUGAUCCACUCUCCCACUUUACAGACUUGUCUUUUAGUGCUGCCUUAAAAGAGCAGAGAUUGGAGGAAAUAUUAUUAGAUGAUGCAAUAUCGCCACUUGGGAUAGACCCUCUUCUAUCUUCUGUGUCUCCUGCUGUAUCAAAAGGAAGCAGCCGAAGGAGCAGUUGCAGUUCAGGUGAUGGUGAUGAUGAUGAUGUAUAAUGUGGAAAAAACAUUCCAUAGGUAGAAUAGAAGGAAUUCUCCCUUACUUUAUUGGUGCUAUAUUUAUGUUGCUGCUCGUUUCAGCAUAAUAGGGGUUGAUUGCUGAUAGAAUCUGUUUUAGGAAGGGUUGAGUGUGAAAUAAAAAAUAGAAGAAAACUUCCAGCAUUAUGGAAAGUGGUAAGAUUUUACUCUCAGGCAAGACAAGGUGGCAGAGCAGGGGGACACAUAUUCAAGGAGAACAUUGCUCUUCAUGUAUACAGGGCAAACAUUUUGAACAAAAGGUUAUUUUAUUCAUUAAAAAUCAAGUUCCUGAGUCGUGAGGAGAAGUUUCAGAUAACCCUUUGCCCUCUGUGCAUGGAAGUUAAUGCAAAGAGGGCCUGCUGUUCCUUUUUCUCCUGGAACAUGUGGGGAUUCUUACCAUUUCCACAAUGCCUUUGUUUGGAAGUGAUGGGACUCCAGUAUUAUAUAGCUUUCAGAUACAGAAGUGGGUUGUUAUUACAGAAUGUUGGGAUCAAGGGUAGCC